This is a messenger RNA of Mycetomoellerius zeteki, 899 nucleotides long. RefSeq lists its product as uncharacterized. The transcript is spliced from 6 exons. The record is from RefSeq and is a predicted model, not a curated record. Bases 33 to 824 code for a protein of 263 amino acids. Lineage: Eukaryota; Metazoa; Arthropoda; Insecta; Hymenoptera; Formicidae.
GACUAUAAAAGCGGUGAGAUUAAAGGAUUCGCAUGCAGUGCAUCCUAGGAACAUCGAAUCCCGACACCAUGGCAGUUCGCGCUCUUAGCUUAGUGCUCCUGUGUACGUUUGUCACGGUCAUCUUCGGAUUGCCGACUUUGCCAGAGCCAGCUGUAAAUGCACACAAAGAACGCACAUUAUCGACCGAGCUGCAACCGCCCGCGCCGUCCUUAGACGAGAAGGAACUCUAUUCUACAGUCUAUAUAAUUAAUUUGUACGCUGUAAAAAAUAGCAGCAGCAAUGUAUCGGAAGAAAUGUUUCAAAAUGAAGUCGUAGAAUCGUUACCUGACAUAAUAGAGCCACUAGUUUCUGUCAUCCUAGUAGUAGAAGAUGAAAAUGAAGAGUCAGAAAAUAAUCGACCUGUCGAUCUCGACAAAUUUGCGGAAGGAUUGGAAGGCGAAGGUUUCAAGGUCGACAAGAUCGAUCUCAACAGCAAGAUGAAAGUGCUCAAGAUGAAAUUGGAAAAGGCGGAGGCCCAGAGUAUGAUAGACUCGGUUUUGAAGGGUGAUCAGAAGAAAUUCCGUCAAAAGAGGUCCUACUGUGUGAGAUGUGGAAGAGGAUAUGGAGGGCAUCAAGGUUCUAUAGCAGUGAUACCAGUUUUAGUCGUACCUGUUUCUACAGGACAUCAUCAUCAUCAUCAUGGUGGUUAUGGACACGGCGGCGGCUGUAGACGUUGCGGUAGUGGUGGCGGAUACGGUGAUGGUGGCGGAUACGGUGGUGGAGGUGGGUAUGCUUCUGCCUACGCGACAGCCCAGGCUACCGCUGGAAGCUGGGGAAAAAAAUGAGCAGAAUAUACAUAAUCACGUAAACAUGCCGCCAUUAAUGAUUUAUGCUGCCUUCAUGUUUAAUACACAUACAUA